This is a messenger RNA of Trichomonas vaginalis G3, 501 nucleotides long. RefSeq lists its product as uncharacterized. The transcript has a single exon. NCBI's taxonomy places the organism in Eukaryota, Parabasalia, Trichomonadida, Trichomonadidae. The record is from RefSeq and is a predicted model, not a curated record. The coding region runs from base 1 to 501 and encodes 166 amino acids.
AUGGGAAGAGCACCACAAUUAACUGAAAUUAAUCGUGCAUUUGAAUCAUUAUUUGUAUCAUUAGCUGAUUUAAAGAAUAUAGGGACUAAAGGAAAGUUCAAGACUGAUGUAACACUUCAGACAAUUCAAAAAAUACAAAAAUCAAUUGAAUUAUUAAGAUCAUUCGUUCAAAAAGCAUUUUUAGGAAAUACCAAAUCGGAAAAGUUUGACGAAAAUGAUUUUGAAUCCAAACUCGCAAAUGUAACAAAAAAUAUUAAUUUUUUAUUCUUAAAAUCAAUAAAUCACGAUUGUAUUACAAGUUAUGAAAAGGUUACUCUUCAGACAAGUAUGACUUCAUCAAUACAAUGCAUCAGAGAAAAUGUUAAAAACGCAAUUCUUCAACCUGAUCGAAUUGAGUGCUUAAAAGCAGCAAUAAUUGAAUUUAAUAUGAAAUUAGAAAAAGAAUAUAUAAAUAAAGGAUAUUUGUAUCCAGUGAAAAUUAACUUUGAACAAAAUUCAUAA